CAGCUGAGAAGAAGAUAUUGAAGAAGAAAAAGAAAACAAGAAAAAAGAAACACAGUGCAUCAGAGACCUCAGUGAAGAGUAAUGACGAUUCACCGGAAAAGAAGGUAAAGGAGAAUACAACGAAGAAAAAUAUGACUACAUAACCAAAGUAAAUUACAUGUUCCGUGAUGCACGGUUCUUCCUGAUGAAGUCCAACAACGGAGAGAACAUUGUUUUAUCAAAGUCCAAAGGUGUGUGGUCUACACCUCCUCAGAAUGAAGCAAAGCUCAAUCAGGCUUACAGGGAAGCUAGGAAUGUUAUCCUUAUCUUCUCAGUUAAAGAAAGUGGACGUUUCUGUGGAUUCGCACGCCUGUCAGGGGAGUCAAGACGAGACCUUCCCCCAGUGUCCUGGGUUUUGCCUCCAGGAUUGUCAGCUCGUGCUUUAGGGGGAUUUGAGAUGGACUGGAUAUCUAGAAAGGAUCUCUCCUUCACCAAAACUCAGCACCUUUAUAAUCCCUGGAAUGAAGGCAAACCAGUAAAGAUUGGAAGAGAUGGUCAGGAGAUUGAACCAAGAGUAGCAGAGGAGCUUUGUCGACUCUUUCCCAAAGAUGACGGGGUUAAUCUACCGCCAGUCUUGCACAAAAGCAAGCGAGCAGCACGGGUUGCUCGGGCCAGGGGGCCUCUCCGCGCGGCGGCACUUCAACCAGCAGGAGACCGCCGUGGCCGCCCCAGAGAACGUGGAAACUUCCGGGGCCGAGGGACUCAGUGCUGGUCUCGGUUGAAGUUGUGUUGUGGAAGGAGAUGUAUGGUAGCAUUCCUAUGGUGGCAACAGUGGCAACUAGCAGAUAAGACUCUCCAGUAUCCAAUACAUGUCUUGCAUGGACUCGCUCAAGCAUUCAGGACCAAGUUGGAGAUCAUAAGUUCACACCAGAGAUUAAUAGUGACUGAAGCCCUGAGCUAA
This is a messenger RNA of Penaeus vannamei (Pacific white shrimp), 940 nucleotides long. Lineage: Eukaryota; Metazoa; Arthropoda; Malacostraca; Decapoda; Penaeidae. The record is from RefSeq and is a predicted model, not a curated record.